This is a messenger RNA of Sclerotinia borealis F-4128, 630 nucleotides long. NCBI's taxonomy places the organism in Eukaryota, Fungi, Ascomycota, Leotiomycetes, Helotiales, Sclerotiniaceae. The record is from the annotation of a GenBank genome assembly.
AUGGUUGAAGCAUCAAAUCAUCGUCAGUCCACUGAAGAACCCGCAGAGCCACCCGAAUUAUCAUCUCCAGAAAGAGAUCAAUGGGAAUCCACUGAACUUUCAGAAUUGGCCCACAUAAGACAAAACUACACAUACGCUUCAUCUACUCAUGCAUUAGGUCCUGGUAGUACAGCACCCACUGGCUUUUUCGGUCAAUUGACCUAUGGUGUCUCAAAGUUCUGGAAACACCAGAUUAGUGUGACCGUUGACCAUGUUGCAUGUAGAGAUCAUUUAGCCCUCGAGAGAACUUUCUUAGCAUAUCUCAGGACUUCAUUGGCGUUGUCGAUGCUAGGGGUAUCAAUUGCACAACUAUUCCGAUUGCAACAUUCCCCCACACCAAAUCCCUUGAUAGGAUUCUUCGUACUUGGGAAACCCCUGGCUUGUAUAUGUCAAGUUGCCGCGAUAACAACUUUGUUGAUAGGAAUCAUCCGAAGUUGGAGGCAUCAAAAUGCUAUCGUAAGAGGCAAAGCUCUUUCCGGAGGGUUUGAAGUUAUCUUCAUAGGAGUUGGCUUCUUCUUCAUCUUUCUAACAUUCCUAAUACUUCUGGUUGCCGUGGACAUUAUAAAAGAAGAUUUGAAGUCCGAUAAGUGA